This is a messenger RNA of Beta vulgaris subsp. vulgaris (sugar beet), 2493 nucleotides long. Its product is annotated as F-box protein SKIP23-like. Gene Ontology annotation, molecular function: protein binding. Bases 1 to 2097 code for a protein of 698 amino acids. The transcript has 2 exons. NCBI's taxonomy places the organism in Eukaryota, Viridiplantae, Streptophyta, Magnoliopsida, Caryophyllales, Amaranthaceae. The record is from RefSeq and is a predicted model, not a curated record.
AUGGAGAUCCAAAUUAAGGGUAAGGUUUUCAAAUUGGAGUUGAUUAAUGGUUUUGUAAAAUUUCGUGAAUUGUUUAAGAAUCGGGAACGUUGGGUUAAUUUCCCAAUUAAUUUGGUCAAAUGGGUUUCCAACGUGCUUAAUUGCUGUUCGAAUUUGAUUGAGUUCGAACACUCUAUCCGUCGUGGUCAUCUUUGGUGGAAAAUUCAGUCAGGUUGUAAUAAAUGGGGGUGGUUUUUGAAACUAAGCAUUGUCAUUAAGGGUGUAACGUACUCAGUUUUUGUCCCUGCUUCUUCUAGUGUUAAUCCAUGGAAUAGAUUUGUUAAUGCUUUUUUUCAUGUUAUUGGUCACGAGAUGAAGCAGCCCUCUGCAAGUUAUGAAGGAUUAUGUAAGAAUGUCAAUUUGGAUUUUAUUGAUGUGCACAAAGGAAAAAUAGAGUCAUUGUCUGAAGUUAGUGAGCUUAAAUUAGAAGUGGAUGCUCUUCUUCAAAUGGAGAAUGAUAAAAAUUACCCUUCUAUUAUAUCAAAUGGCAUUGCAGAAAAUGUUAAGAGCUCUAGUGAUAUCAGUUGUUUGUUGCAAGAUGUGUCUGUUGAAAAUGUUGUUAGUAAUGAAAAAGUACCAAAGAACUCUAUUGAAAAUAAUGUUGUUGUUAAUGGAGUUGCUAGUGUUCAAUGUUCUUCUUAUGAGAAGAGCAUGGAUGCAGGUUCUUAUUGUUUGGAUGGAUUUGUUGAAUCGGAUGGUGUUGUUAGUGAUGGUAGGAGUAUGUCUUUGGAGCCUAAUGGGAGCAAUAAUGUGUCAAUUCCUCACUUUCAAUGGUCAGCAAAGAAAAAUAAUGGUCGUCUUUCUCAACAUUUGGGGGUUCAUAACAAAUCAGAGAAGAAAAUAUAUCACCAUUACUUCAACAUCUUGGCCAUUGACAGAAUGACAUGGUCGGCGUUGCCACCGGAUUUGCUAAUAUCCGUUGCGCAACGCCUCGAAACGAGAAUGCAGAUCAUGAACUUGAGGGCAGUCUGUCAGACAUGGCGGAGUUCAAUCCCUAUGUCUGUACUCAGCUCAAGGAGCAUCUUAUCACCUCUUUUCCCUUACAAAGGUAAAACUCAUUCUUCAGUUUUAGUGGCAAGUUCUGUAUUUCUUGUGCGAUCAUCUGUUAAUCACAAGCUACACCCAUGGUUGUUUACUGUUGAAGAGUUGAACACAGGUAAACUAUAUGUCAGAGCACCACUUUCUCGAGUUGUUGUUGUUACUAAAGGUCUAUUUUUUCGUUUCCAAUGUACUCUGAAUUUGUCUGAUUUUCACAUAUUGGAAAUGGGUAGAUUCUAUACUUUUAGAAGAAUGGAUAAACCUCAAGAAAUGUUCUCUGAGAAGAGAUUAUCUGAAUAUGAUAAUAAGGUGGUUUUGUUUGUGAAUCCCAACUGUGAAACUGAAACUUCUCCUACUACUAUUGAUGACUGUACUGUCAUAGAGUUGUAUGAUCAGGUGGAUUAUUUAUCCACAACAAGGCUUAAAAAUGGAGAAAAGGAGCAAGUUAAUUUCAGAAGCAGGGAAUUGGAUGAUAUAGUGAAUUUCAAUGGAAGGAUUUAUGCAGUUGAUUAUGAAGGUAGAGUUUGUUCAAUGGAUUAUCAUUCGUUAAGGAUGUCGAGUGUUACAGAAAAUCCAUUGCCUGGUGGAUCGAGAAGCAAUUACAAGAAACGUUUAGCUGUAUUAGGUGAAGAACUGUAUUUAGUUCAUAGACGAUGUCAAAUAAGUGAUUAUGAUGGAGCUUUUAAGGUUUAUAAGCUUAAUGAGGAACAUCAGAAAUGGGAUGAAAUUGAAGGUAUAGGUGAUGAUAAGAUACUGUUUGUGACUUUUGAUGGGUGCUUCUUUGCUUUAGUUAAGGAUUUUCCAGGAUGGAAAGGCAAUUGCAUUGUAUUUCGUAGAGGUAGUUUCCCAGAAUAUUCUGGUAUUAGGAGUUAUGACUGUAAAAUCUUUGAGACAUGGGAUAUUCAUCUUGAUGUUGCUGUUUUUCACUUUGAUGAUGGUGAUUGUAGGCCUGUAAAAUUUUUUCCAGGGUAUUCUGAGGUCAUCUGGCCACCUCCGUCAUGGUUUUGGAGACAUCGAUGAUGAUCGUUGAUAUGGUGAGACUAGUAUCAGCUAUUAUAGAUACAGCUCAAAAAUCGGUAUCAAGAGUUCAUGAAUAAUGGUAACUCAAAGCUGGCCUGGAAAUCUCUGUUUGUUAUAGUACUGUGAUCAGAAUUGAGAAUAGCUGCAAACUCUAGUGGUAUUUUAGUACUUUAUAAACAUUGACGGGUAUAUAUGUAAUUUCUAGUAAAAAUAGGGUAGUAUUUUUGAGUGGCCCUGUGCGAGGGCAGCUUAGAGGAAUUUAAAGAAAAAAAUACGGUCUUAUGAUAAUAUUUAUCUGCUUUAUGAAAAAGCCAUAGUUGUUUAGUACAUAACCUGUUGAUCGGCUGGUUUAAUAUUCUUUCCAUUUUGAACUCAAGUUCUAAGUUUUUUUUUUAC